AUGACCAAUCGAGGUUUACUCUCGAGCAACCUGCCGAUUCAAACCUACCUCUUCUCGCACUUGGGUCUGCAAUCAAAUGUGAUUGUGGCAGCAUCAUAUACCAGUGCCCAGGGGACUGAGGUGCUAUCCAGAGACAUUCUCUACCCAGCCAUUCGACAUGUAGUGCAAUUAUAUCCGGAACUAUCCACAGUCACUUUCUCUCGCCCGUCAACGACGAUGAAAAAUCGAAAUCGACGCUGGUCAGGCUUUCUACGACAAAUAGACUUGGACAAUCAUGUCAAAUUCGUUCACAUUUCUGAAAAAGAGGAAAAAACAGGUCUAAGCGCGACGAUACAAAGAUAUCAUAACAUCUGGUUCGAAGAUGUCUCAGAAAAGCCACCAUGGCAACUUAUCGUGGUAAACGGCAAACACGUUCUAUUCGUGUUCGAUCACUAUUUCACCGAUGGCCGCGGUGCAGCCUAUAUCCUGGGUGGCCUUUUGAAAGCAUUGAACCAGCCGAGUAAGACUAUAGUUGACGAUUCACCCAUUGUCAAAGUAGCUCCUGAAUUGCCCGGAUUUCCAGAGGAAGAUCCACUGAUCCGUGCCGGCCUCUCUGGCUAUUUCAUCAACCGCUUGAUCCAAAUUUCAUGCCGCUUGACCGAUUCCUUCUUCCACGACGCUAAAUGCCAACCGAAGGACAAAUUGGAUGUCAUCAACCCGCACCGUGAGACUCGUCUAACCAAAACAAAAGUUGAUACUCUCCGUCUCGACGCUGAGACGGUUGAAAGAUGUGUCAAAACCUGCCGCAAGCACCAGACCUCAUUCACCCGCCUCCUGCAUACGCUCAUCAAAGUAAUUCUCGCAACGGACUUUUACCCCAAAGCGAAAUUCAGCCACUCGCACCUAGCCGUUGAUAUUCGAUCUUAUCUUCUUCCUGCACCCCGGGUGACCAUGAAAACAGCCGUUUCGAUCUUCACGAAAUUCGACUGGCUUGCCAAGUUCAGAAAAGCCGGGAAGGGGGAGAGGGACAGUUCCGACAAGAUAUCUAUCGUCAACGCGAGUAUUGUAUGGGACUUGGCACGAGAGCAUAAAAGUCUUCUUAUGGAGGACCUGAAUCAUACGAAGAUAUGGCGAAAGGCUUGGAAGAGCAUGGAACUUGUCCAGGCAGACGAUGAAGAUUUCAUUGCUCAGGCUAUUGAUGGGUAUUCAACGGCGCUGCGAAAAUCUUUCGAAAUAUCUAACCAUGGUGUAUUCGAUCCCGCUCAAUUCGGCUGGACUGGCUCCGAUGCAAAGUGGAAGAUCUCUAAUAUGGAGUCCUCGGCUAGUAUUAUGAAGGCGGGCUAUGGAACUAAUAUGACAUUUAAUGUUAUUGGUGUUGCGGGGGUUGAUACGGUUAUCCAUGUCGGGUCGGAGGAGGGUAGUUUGAAGGAUAACUUUGUUGCUUCUGUUGGAGCGUGUUCGAAUACGGCUUGA
Penicillium odoratum is the source of this 1452-nucleotide messenger RNA. RefSeq lists its product as uncharacterized. The transcript is spliced from 3 exons. Gene Ontology annotation, molecular function: N-acetyltransferase activity. NCBI's taxonomy places the organism in Eukaryota, Fungi, Ascomycota, Eurotiomycetes, Eurotiales, Aspergillaceae. Bases 1 to 1452 code for a protein of 483 amino acids. The record is from RefSeq and is a predicted model, not a curated record.